Messenger RNA from Morus notabilis, 2484 nucleotides. RefSeq names its product protein KAKU4. The transcript has 13 exons. Gene Ontology annotation, biological process: nuclear membrane organization. NCBI's taxonomy places the organism in Eukaryota, Viridiplantae, Streptophyta, Magnoliopsida, Rosales, Moraceae. Bases 63 to 1892 code for a protein of 609 amino acids. The record is from RefSeq and is a predicted model, not a curated record. Gene Ontology annotation, cellular component: nuclear envelope.
CCUCUCUCUCUCUCUUUCUAUAUAUAUAUAUAUAUAUUGUACGGAAGUCGUGUACUAUUGCCAUGGCGACCAGUUCCAGAUCACGGCGAGCCCUAGAAGCGCGGUCGGGAGGGAAAAUUGUGCGAGCCAGGCGAACCGCGGGUCCGAGGACCCCGUACGACCGGCCGAGAUUGGCCAAUCCGGAACCGGAGAACCCUAAUUGGAUCUCUAAGCUCAUUUUCUCGCCGACUCGUGUGAUCGCUACCGGCGCUGGGAAGCUCAUCUCCUCGGUCUUCUCUCAAGAUUCUUCUUCUUCGUCAUCAUCUUCGUCUUCCUCGUCGGGGAGUGACUCCGGUUCAGAGGAGAAUGUCGAUAACGAUUAUGAUGAUGAUGAUGAUGUCUCAUCUCCUGGAGCUGACAUAUCGAAGAGCCAUGGAAAAUCAAAAAUGAUCAAGGGCUUCUGGAAGGAUCCUGAACUAGCAACAGGAAAAAGAGAUUCCAAGCGUGCAAUUGAGAGGCUCCUUAUGCAGGAGACAUUCACGAGGGAAGAAGGCAACAAACUAAUAAAGAUUAUUAAAGCAAGAGUUGUAGACAGUUUAAGCACUAAAGAGGCAGAAACCGGGGGACUAACUGAGAUACCGAAUGAAAAAUCUGCAGAUGAGCAGGUUUUUCGUUGUACAGCUAUUAUUGAGGCGAAGAAGUGGUUGUCAGAGAAGAAAUUGAGAUCAGCUUCAAAAUCAGAUAUGGAUGAUGUUAUUGACGAUAAAGUGGGGUCACCAGUGGAUAUGGCCAAAGUGUACAUGAGGACACGUCCCCUAUGGGCAUCCCCUACUUUCAAAGAUGGAGAGUACAAAUCUCCAUCGCCAAUAAGCACACAUCUUUUCAAGGAAGAAACACCAUAUUCAAUUGGUGGUAAUGCUUUGUCCUCAUCCAAGGCAAAAAAGGAUACUCCCACCACAGGGUCGUGGAACAUUCAGGAGGAAAUACAUAAAGUACGAGUUAAAGCAACUGAAGAGAUGCUUAGGAAUCUACCAUCUAAAAGAUUCAAUUGGUCUUCUAGAGCUAGCCCGAUUUCUUUACUAUCUAAAAGUAUAGAUGUUAACGUGGGAGAAAAGGUAGAUGCUUCUACAAGACCCAUAGAUGGAUCUUUGCUGACAGCGACAGGAACAUUCAGUAGUUAUGGAUUCCAAGGGAUGGAAAUUGCACAAGAUGGGAUACAAAAUGAAGCUUCAUCACUCAAUCGAGUUAAUAACACUUCUGAGCAAAUUCAGGAUUUGGAAGUGACUAAUGCCGUUAAUGGAGAAGGAGGUACAAAGGAUGGCUUAGAAGGUAUGCCAUUCGAAGAACAGGGACUUCUUUCAUCUCAAGUUAUUGAGACUCUGAAUGUAUUGCUCAGCGAUGAUGGCCUUAAUGUUGCUUGUAACCACGAGGACACUGGUGCAACUGAGAAGCAGCUAAGUCCGAUUGCAGAAGGAAGCAUACAAGUUCCAGAUCCAAGAUCUCUCGGGAGCAACUGCGCAACAUCAAAGGAAGUGGCUGGAAACGAAAGUGCUUAUACGUCUAAUGGAGGAUACAGUCUGUCUGCAGACACAACUUCGGAGCAAGAUGCUAUGCUAGACGGAGAGGAACAUGAUCUUGGUGGUUCAAGUUAUGACAAGAUAGCCGUUGGUGGUUUUGAGGACGAGUCCUGCGAGCUUUUGAGUGAAACCUCUGUGGAGGUCCCUUACGUGAGCGAUACUAUGCACGAGAAUGAUUACAUCACAAAUGGCUCGCCAAACGUUGCGCAUCGGUAUUCGACUCGGCAUGGCUCAAAACGCAGUGUCGCACCCAAUGCCACUGGCGACGCUGACAAGCAACAUGGGAAGAGACUGAGCAGAUACAAUAGGAGAAAGCAAGGCAUUUCCACGCAGUGAGAUCUUAUUUUGUCAGUCCACUAAGCAGGUAUUGUUAUUGUUUGUAUUUAUUCUUGUUUUGAGAUCUUUAGCUAGCCGUCAAAAGUAAUUUGGUAGACCCACACCUGAGAUUGAGAAUAGAGAUUCUGGAAAUUUGAAAUUGCUUGUUCUGAUCAUGUACUGGCAUGAAUGUUUUAUGGGAAGUGUUUUGUCCAGGGAAAAAAAUGCACAUGUAAAUGUUAGUUCAGUUUGGUAGCUACUCACACAGAUGAGUGAGAUCUCCAUCCUCUCUCUCUCUCUCUCUCUCUCUCUCUCUCUCUCUCUCUCUCUCUCUCUCGUUCUUGUGGCUCUCUCUCUCUCGUUCUUGUGGCUCUCCUGAUGCUCUUAAGGAUAUAAUAAUGUAGUAUUGGGUGGAUUCAUAUUGGAUUCUACUGGAGUACUGGUACCUGCACCAUUUCACAAUUUUAAUCUCUGGAAUUAUCUGAAGUCCGGAACCCAGCCCUGUCAAGCACGUGUAACUCUUUUUCAUUAGCCCGUGUAACAUCAUUUGUAUAUCUGUGCAACACUCGGUUUAUUUAAAUGUAACAUUCAGAAAAUAUGGUCUAAUGUAUAG